AUGGGAACCAGUAUUGACGGGGAAAAAUACGUCCGUAAUUUAGCUUCUUAUAUUUAUACUCAUGAGAAACGUUUGGCAAAUGCUUCCAGUCAAUUCAUCAGUACUUCGAUUUUUAGUAGCCAGCCCGUCCAACUGCAUCUGACUCUUCACCAUUUGUACUUUUUGUUGACUCAAUUUGAGGACAUCGAUGUAAAUGCGGGCCCUCUGAAUAUCCGAAUUGAAAAUCUACACUCUGAAGCAUUUCCUAGCGACUACACUUCGUUUCUCAAAAAUCGUGCAUCUAGAAAAGUCGACUAUGAUGACAAUAUGAGCAUGAAGAGCGUCGCGACUAUUGGCAGUAUACUCUCUCAAGUGUCUUCUUUGUGGAGCCGGUUCUCCACUGCCUCAACCGAGUCGACCGAGCAUAGAAACAGACUGAAGCUUCUUUCUUUGAUACGAUAUAUUUAUUCCUCCUUUACCAAACUCCCAUUUUUAAGCCUUGUUUAUAAUCCGAAAGCAGUUCUCAUCUCUCAGUUUGAAGAAUUUCCUCUAGAUACCGCGGUGCCCGUUACGGUAUUUAAGAAUUUAUCUUCCCUGGAGGUCCGCGGCUACGACGUGCGAUCUAUUUAUGGAUGGAAUUCUCUCUCCUUAGGCUUGAAAAGUUUGGUUCUGCAUCGUUGUGAUCUGGUGGAUUUAUCCGAGGUGCUUAUAAAAUUGGUUCUUGAUGAUACUGAUUUGUACCGGUUUCGAUCAUCUAGACAGAAUAUGAGUCAAUCAUCUACCAUCAGUCAGAUUCGUUCUCCAGCAAAAUCGCUGAAUCUCCGGCGCUCGGUCUCUCUUGGAUCAAAAGAUCAGUCAAGCCCACAGCAUUCCAACAAUUUUCACCGCACUCUAUCUCAGUCCGUAUUAGUUUUGUCAAAAGAUGGUGGUAAUGAUUCUUCUAACCUAAGUGUCAAAAGUAAUGAGCCGUUAUCCGAUGCCGAAAGUGUAAUGUCAUCUCAUGCCUGGAGCCAACUCUUAUAUUUUCGUUGCUCUAACUGUAACCUCAAAUAUGUGUCCUCAAAAACGUUCUUACCUCUCGCGUCCCUUUUAUCUUUGGACUUAAGUGGCAAUCAGCUUGUCGAACUUCCAUCUGCUUUGGCUGAACUGCCACAGUUACGCUCCCUAAACUUGGCUAAUAACAAACUCGUUAAUUGUCGAACUUUAUAUCACAUUAAAAUACCUAAUUUACAAACCCUUGUCCUUGCGUGCAACCAGUUGAAGGAUCUGUCCGGUUUGGAAGCUGCUCCUACUUUGCAAAGGCUCGAUGUUCGUGAUAAUUUGAUUGUCGACCCGGUUGAAUUCCGUCGUCUCAUUGGAAAUACAAAUUUUGAGGAAGCAUACAUAUCUUCGAAUCCGUUUACAAAGACUAAUUCUUCACAUCGUAUAAUGAUAUUCAAUUAUUUUCGAGAGUUUCCAGAAUCCAAAGAUAUUUUACUUGAUGGACGAGGACCUAGCAUGCUUGAGAGAAUGUAUUUAGCUGAAAAGGCAACCCCAAGUACGAACCUAGGCAGUCGGUCAGCGGGAAGCGAUACGGGUGCCGUCAUUCAUCCUACUAAGUCUACUUUAAGGAGAACAAGCAAGACAAGGUUAGUCGAUUUAUCGUUACCUUCUGCCAACGUUUCCCGUGCACGAGCUGGAAGCGAUAUUUUAUCCACUCAAUCUGGAUCUUCUGUGACGAAACUUGGGACCUCAGAUGCUAGUCAUGAUGCUGGAGAAUCAUUUAGAAAAAAAAUUGAAGCUUUGCGACAGGAAGCAGGCAAUGAGUGGAUAGAAGCGUUAGUGCAAGAAAGCUUAACAAGACAAAAAAAUCAUGCAGAAAAAGAUUUAAACUAA
This is a messenger RNA of Schizosaccharomyces osmophilus, 1854 nucleotides long. RefSeq names its product leucine-rich repeat protein. Gene Ontology annotation, cellular component: cytoplasm. NCBI's taxonomy places the organism in Eukaryota, Fungi, Ascomycota, Schizosaccharomycetes, Schizosaccharomycetales, Schizosaccharomycetaceae. Bases 1 to 1854 code for a protein of 617 amino acids. The transcript has a single exon. The record is from RefSeq and is a predicted model, not a curated record. Gene Ontology annotation, molecular function: protein kinase binding.